Messenger RNA from Aspergillus uvarum CBS 121591, 2307 nucleotides. RefSeq names its product putative chitin synthase activator (Chs3). NCBI's taxonomy places the organism in Eukaryota, Fungi, Ascomycota, Eurotiomycetes, Eurotiales, Aspergillaceae. The coding region runs from base 1 to 2307 and encodes 768 amino acids. The transcript has 4 exons. The record is from RefSeq and is a predicted model, not a curated record. Gene Ontology annotation, molecular function: protein binding.
AUGAAUAGGCCACCACCCCAAGGUCGUGGUCAGCCACGGCUGGGUGCGACAUGGUAUCCAGGGGGUCAGGACGAUUUUUACAUGCCAGAAGUCAUAUCCCCAUCUCCCCAAAGAGUCAUGCCCGAGGUACCGGAGAAUAUGCAAGACAACAUAGCUCAUCUUGAGCACGAAGCUCGAAACCCCCACCACAACCAGCACGCUCCAGUGCAGUAUGACCGCUCUCGCUUCCCCGAGCGCACUUCGUCCGCCUUCUCACAAGACCAGCCUUACCCAUCAGCCUACGAACCUGCCUCCCGUUACGAGCAGCAGGACACGGCUCACGAUGCCAUGGAUACCCCCAGCUUCUCUCCCUUUCCUGUUCUGCGGAACCCCCCACCAAACGUCCCUCCAACCGAUGAGCAGCGGGAAGCCAACUUGGAAAGAGCACGUAUGGCGGUGCUCUCCUCUAAUGACCCGGAGAUGCAGCUAGCCUGGGCCCAAGACGCGCUCGCUUUCGUCGAGGUUGCCAUGCAGAAUGAGGCACGUCUGUCUUUGAUCCAGCCUCCGCGACCACAAACCCCCCCGGUGGAGCGUCAACUCAAACUCGACGCAAUGAACAUUGUGAACUUCCUUGCAGAACAACAUCAUCCCAAGGCUGAGUUUAUCAAGGGCAUGUGGCUCGAGUUCGGGAAAUUUGGAUAUCGCAUCGAUAAGAAAGAAGCUUUCCGAUCCUACUCGAGAGCUGCGGACAAAGGAUAUGCCAGAGCUGAGUACCGGAUUGGCAUGCAGUUUGAAAGCUCCGGAGAGCCGGAGAAAGCCAUCAGGCAUUAUGAGAAGGGCGUUGCCCUUGCAGACUCUGCUUCCUUCUAUCGCUUGGGAAUGAUGAUCCUACUAGGCCAGCAUGGUCAGCGUCAGGACUAUCAGAUGGGGCUUGAAUACAUUAGCCUUGCAGCGCAGUCCUGCGAUGAGAAUGCCCCCCAGGGAGCCUAUGUCUAUGGCAUGCUGCUAGCGCGAGAGUUACCGCAGGUCAAUGUUCCUGAGAGUUACCUUCCUCUUGAUCUCAACGCCUCCCGUGUCAACAUCGAAAAGGCUGCCUAUCACGGCUUCGCAAAGGCACAGGUCAAGAUGGGUGCGGCCUAUGAGCUGUGCCAACUCGGCUGCGACUUCAAUCCCGCCUUGUCUCUGCAUUACAAUGCAUUGGCUGCACGACAAGGCGAACCGGAAGCAGAGAUGGCAAUUAGCAAAUGGUUCCUUUGUGGCCACGAAGGUGUUUUCGACAAAAAUGACGAGUUGGCCUUCACCUACGCUCAACGUGCCGCCCAAAGCGGAUUCCCUACUGCCGAAUUUGCCUUGGGAUACUUCUACGAGGUCGGAAUCUUUGUUCCGGUGGACAUCAAAGAAGCUAGAAGCUGGUACGCCAAAGCAGCGGCCAAUGGAAACAAAGAUGCGACGGGCCGCAUCGAUAGUAUUUCUCGCUCCAAGACUUUGUCCAGAAAGGAUCACGAGCAAGUAGCAAUCGCUCGGAUCAAGUCGCGUUAUGGAUCUGGUCAACGAGGGGGUCCGAUGAAACCCACUCCUGAGAACAUCGAAAUGCCCGAUCCAUCUCGAAUGACUCUCUCGGACAAUCCAUCGGCCGCUGCUCCCUAUCCCGACAGGCCUUCGUCCCGGGCCCGACCUGUAUAUCCACCCGGAUAUGGCAUGCCUGACCCACGUCCUAGUUCCGCCUUUGGGAUUAAUCCCAACAUCCGAAAUACUGCUCCCACCUACAACCGCGCGGCGUCUUAUGGACCAGGCCCUAUGGGCUACCGGGCCCCAGGGCCCAGUACCCCCUCCACCACCAGUCCCACAAGCCCAGCCCCUACGACUCCCAAGCUUGAUAUUGGCUACUCGGCACCGCUCGAAAACCCCAACGCGGACGCUCGGAGACGCCCUCAGCGGCUUGACAACAUGCCUCCUGACCGGAGACCUGUAAGAGGCCCUACCUCUCCUCAUACGCAAGCUGGUCCGGUGAGCUCCCCUCGGCCAGCUGCUUCGCCUUCAACCACGUCAUUCCCCCCACGGACGGAGUCUAUGCCGCCCUCGAAUGCUCAAUCAAUGUCCAAGCCUCCACCAUCUUCAUCCACACCCAAACCCUCUUCAGCCGCGUCCACUCCCAAGCCCGCCCCACCGACGACAAGCGCUGCCGGCCAGAAACCUCCAACAACAACGCCAGUCAAGCCGCAACCUGGUCUUCCGGGUAAAGGCCCCAAGACGUUUGAGGAAAUGGGGGUUCCAGCUGUACAGAAAGACAGUGAUUGCGUAUGUUCCUAUCUAAUUGCAGCCGCAUAA